AUGACUCACAGUGCUCAUUGCCCAGCACAACUCACAGCUCUCCAUACCCAACACAAGUCACAGCACUCCAUUGCCCAGCACAACUCACAGCUCUCCAUGCCCAACACAAGUCACAGCACUCCAUGUUUAGCACAACUCACAGCUCUCCAUGCCCAACACAAGUCACAGCACUCCAUGUUUAGCACAACUCACAGCUCUCCAUACCCAACACAAGUCACAGCACUCCAUUGCCCAGCACAACUCACAGCUCUCCAUACCCAACACAAGUCACAGCACUCCAUGUUUAGCACAACUCACAGCUCUCCAUGCCCAACACAAGUCACAGCACUCCAUUGCCCAGCACAACUCACAGCUCUCCAUGCCCAACACAAGUCACAGCACUCCAUGUUUAGCACAACUCACAGCUCCAUGCCCAACACAACUCACAGCUCCAUGCCCCAACACAAGUCACAGCACUCCAUGUUUAGCUCAGCUCUCCAUGCCCAACACAAGUCACAGCACUCCAUUGCCCACAACCUCACAGCUCUCCAUACCCAACACAAGUCACAGCACUCCAUGUUUAGCACAACCACAGCUCUCCAUACCCAACACAAGUCACAGCACUCAUGUUUAGCACAACUCACAGCUCUCCAUACCCAACACAAGUCACAGCACUCCAUUGCCCAGCACAACUCACAGCUCUCCAUGCCCAACACAAGUCACAGCACUCCAUGUUUAGCACAACUCACAGCUCUCCAUGCCCAACACAAGUCACAGCACUCCAUGUUUAGCACAACUCACAGCUCUCCAUACCCAACACAAGUCACAGCACUCCAUUGCCCAGCACAACUCACAGCUCUCCAUACCCAACACAAGUCACAGCACUCCAUGUUUAGCACAACUCACAGCUCUCCAUGCCCAACACAAGUCACAGCACUCCAUUGCCCAGCACAACUCACAGCUCUCCAUGCCCAACACAAGUCACAGCACUCCAUGUUUAGCACAACUCACAGCCCUCCAUACCCAGGAACGCAACAAUUUCCAUAUUACAGUAGAAUCGAUGGUCCGCUGCUUCACCUGACAGUAAGAUACAUCACUACUUCUGUUGGCAGAAUCAUCUUAAGAAUCUAA
Molecule: messenger RNA, 1110 nt
Organism: Homarus americanus (American lobster)
Lineage: Eukaryota; Metazoa; Arthropoda; Malacostraca; Decapoda; Nephropidae
Product: mucin-12-like
Exons: 1
Coding region: 1-1110 (369 amino acids)
Source: RefSeq, a predicted model, not a curated record